Alnus glutinosa is the source of this 2466-nucleotide messenger RNA. RefSeq lists its product as uncharacterized. Gene Ontology annotation, molecular function: translation initiation factor activity; GTPase activity; GTP binding. The record is from RefSeq and is a predicted model, not a curated record. Gene Ontology annotation, biological process: translational initiation. The transcript is spliced from 8 exons. The coding region runs from base 263 to 2455 and encodes 730 amino acids. Lineage: Eukaryota; Viridiplantae; Streptophyta; Magnoliopsida; Fagales; Betulaceae.
GCAUCAUCGUCCCUCCUCUUCUUCACAACUCUCUUUCUUCGUCCCUCUCUCUACUCGAGACCUACAGUACACACACGCGCGCAGGCGCCCAUAUAAGCUUAGGCCUGGGGUCACCAACACCACCAGAAUCCGUCACCGCCGGCCACCCCAACUCCCCUCUCCGGCGGCGAAAUUCGGAGAGCUCUUCCGUGCUAGGAGCUACCCCCUCCAGGCUAAGCACCCAGAUAAAAAUUAAGCUGUGCAGGGUUUAACAUGCUUAUGAAUGGCUUGGAGAGGGCUUAACAAAAAGGUUAUACACACCAGUAUUACAAGAGGUUUUAAUUCUGUACCGCCAAGGCCUACAGUUUGGUCAAAAUUUUCAGCUGCUGUUGAGGAUGCAGUAAAAACAUCAGUCCCUGCUCCAUUGAGAUGCAUAUCAGAGUUCUCUUCCAGCUUAGUAUUAUGGCAAUUGGCUCCUCUUGAAAUUCCAGCAGUAUUGUCCUUUACAAGGUGUUUUCAUGCCACUCCGGAGCUAUGGGCUAGAAGAACAAAUAAUGAUAUAGUUCAUGAAAACAAUUCCAAGAACAAGACUUCCAGGAAAGGGAAGUUUGUGAAAAGAGCCAGGACUGAGCCACCUGUUGAAGCUCCUUAUGUGCCUCCUAAACUAAAAAGAACGAACAAAUCCUUGCCAGACAAAACAGUUGACAUAUUUGAAGGCAUGACAAUUGUUGAGCUUGCUAAGCGUACCGGUGAGUCUAUAUCCACUAUGCAGGAUAUUCUUGUAAAUGUUGGGGAAAAGGUUGAAUCUGAGUUUGACCCUCUCAGCGUUGAUAUUGCGGAGCUGGUAGCAAUGGAAGUUGGAAUCAUUGCUAGGAGGCUACACUCCAAUGAAGGUGCAGAAAUUUUACCCAGGCCUGCGGUUGUAACAGUUAUGGGUCAUGUUGAUCAUGGUAAAACUUCUCUUUUGGAUGCUCUACGGCAAACAUCAGUGGCAGCAAAGGAAGCUGGAGGGAUAACACAGCAUCUUGGUGCUUUUGUUGUAAGUAUGUCAUCAGGAGCAGCAAUCACAUUUCUAGACACCCCUGGUCAUGCUGCAUUCAGUGCAAUGCGAGCAAGAGGUGCAGCAGUCACAGAUAUAGUAGUGCUAGUUGUAGCUGCUGAUGAUGGAGUGAUGCCCCAAACUCUUGAAGCCAUAUCUCAUGCAAAAGCAGCUAAGGUGCCAAUUGUUGUUGCAAUUAAUAAAUGUGAUAAACCAGCUGCUGAACCAGAAAGAGUAAAACUCCAGCUUGCUUCAGAGGGCUUGCUACUAGAAGAGAUGGGUGGGGAUAUUCAGGUGGUUCAAGUUUCAGCGAUAAAGAAGACUGGAUUGGAUAGCUUGGAGGAGGCUUUGCUUCUCCAGGCUGAAAUGAUGGAUCUGAAAGCACGUAUUGAUGGGCCUGCUCAAGCUUAUGUGGUAGAGGCAAGACUUGACAGGGGACGGGGUCCAUUGGCUACUGCAAUAGUGAAAGCAGGGACUUUGGUUUGUGGUAAGCAUGUGGUUGUGGGCUCACAGUGGGGCAGAAUAAGGGCUAUUAGGGAUACGACGGGGAAGUUGACAGAGAAGGCAACGCCUGCAAUGCCUGUUGAAAUUGAAGGGCUGAAGGGGAUGCCAAUGGCUGGUGAUGAUAUUGUUGUUGUGGACUCUGAGGAGCGAGCUAGAAUGCUUAGUGAGGGGAGGAAAAGGAGAUUUGAGAAAGAUAGGCUUAGAAAGAUCAGUGAGGGGGCAACAGAAACUCUGGAAUCAUCAGAUGAGGAGUUUAAGAGGGUUGAAAUGCCAAUAAUAGUAAAAGCAGAUGUUCAGGGCACCGUCCAAGCUGUCACUGAUGCAUUGAAGACUUUAAAUAGCCCUCAGGUUUUUGUGAAUGUUGUCCACGUUGGUGUUGGGCCCAUUUCUCAAUCUGAUUUGGAUCUAGCAAAAGCCUGUGGUGCAUGUAUAGUUGGGUUCAAUGUAAAGAGUCCACCUAAUUCUAUCAGUCUGGCAGCGACUCAAGCCAGUAUAAAGGUAGUGUUGCACCGUGUGAUCUAUCACCUUUUGGAAGAAAUGGGCAGUUUGAUAGUAGACAAGGCCCCCGGGAGUUCUGAGACGCAGGUCUCCGGGGAGGCCGAGGUGCUGAACAUAUUUGAGCUCAAAGGAAGGAGCAAGUCGAAGGGAGAUGAUGUGAAAAUUGCGGGCUGCCGGGUCAUUGACGGGCAUGUCUCGAAAUCAUCAACCUUGAGGCUGUUGAGGAGUGGGGAAAUUGUGUUCGAAGGAUCCUGCUCCUCUCUCAAGCGGGAGAAGCAGGAUGUGGAGAGUGUGAGAAAAGGAAGCGAGUGUGGAUUGGUGAUCAGUGAUUGGGAUGAUCUGCGGAUUGGAGAUAUCAUCCAGUGCUUGGAGCAAGUUGUGAGGAAGCCCAAGUUCAUUUCCUCAGAGAGUGGUGCUGUUCGAAUUGAAUGCUGAUAUCCCCUUUG